AUGAUAGUGACCUACAAAAGAAUAUAUCUCAAAUUACACGAGCUUUCGUUUUACGAUGACAUGAGAAAACCCUGCCCUCUCUUCUAUACACAAUCAACGUUACACCACGUCAAGAGCAAGCUACUUGCAAACACAGCACGGACACAGCCACCACAACACAAUCCCCAGCAGACGGCCCCUCGAUUACCCACCAUCCGCAUCCGCAGCUUUCGACCGCCCUACGUCCUCCGUCACGCCAUUCCCUUGGUGCCCGUUAACCGCCGCGACCCGCCCGCUCGUCAGCGUAGUGGUCUCCUCCGGGUCCCCCUCGCUAGGGUGUACGACACCGUUCAGGUCGGCAUGGCCAUUCGGACGCCCGCCAUUCACGUCCUCGUCCGCCGUCUCGUCCGCCGGCUCGUCCUCCUCCCCCGAUUGCGCGUCCAUCGUCGGGCGGGCUUCAUUACGAUAGUGCGCCUUCCUCCUCGCCGCGAAGAUCUCCUUACUCCUGGGCGAGCUUCCCCCGGACGAGAAGGCGCCCUCGUCGAUGUGGACCGAGCGGCCGCCGCUGCCAACGCUGGACGCGCCGUCCGACGACGCGCCGCGCAUCGAGUCCUCCAAUGUGCCGAAGCCGUGCAGCUCGUCGCCCGGCAUGAAGAACGGCGACUCCGGCGGACUCUGGUGCGCAGACCCCGACGUCGACGACCCCGCCUCCGACACCACGUACGGCGUCUUGGGCUCGUCGAUCUUCAUGCGUGGCCCGGCCCGCUCCAUCUCCUGCGCGUUCGAGAUGAGGUUGUCCUCGUCCCAUUGCAGGCGCGACUUCUUCUUGCUCGUCUCCGACAGCGCGCCGGCGUCCGACGGCUUGGACGCCGACGUGCCCGGUGGCGACGGCGGCGGCGGCGGUGA
Molecule: messenger RNA, 885 nt
Organism: Chondrus crispus (carragheen)
Lineage: Eukaryota; Rhodophyta; Florideophyceae; Gigartinales; Gigartinaceae
Exons: 1
Coding region: 1-885 (294 amino acids)
Source: RefSeq, a predicted model, not a curated record